ACUAACCGUAUUAGCUUACCGUAUUCAAGCCAUGGCAUGUCGGACAUAAGUUAUUAUCCCAUUCCGUGUGCAGGUAGGAAGGUUAUGGCUUCUUACUUUGUCUUUUUUUCCCCACCUCGUUUUAAACCCCCUUUUUUUUAAAGUUUAGAAGUAAAUUGUAGAGACUAGUUCGAUAGCUUGGUGACUUGCUAUGUAAGGUAUCUCUUUUAGCUAUGAAAACACGAAUAUAUUCAUAUUGAAUAACACUUAUUAAUUCAUUUAUUAAUUAAAUUAACUUUAACCAUUCGGCGCGAUAAGUCAGGGAUGGAGGUCUUUUGUAAUUCUUUAUGUGGAGUGGAAAAUAAAACGAUUGACUGCAGUACCCAAAAUAGCCUAACGGUGGUGCAAUUGAGUCAAAAUGGGAAGGCACAGGGUAUACCCCAAAUACAUUCAUUUUCGACCGCUUAUCCUCACGAGGGUCACGGGGGGUGCUGGAGCCUAUCCCAGCUGUCUUCAGGCAAGAAGCGGGGUACACCCUGGACUGGUGGCCAAGCCAAUCACAGGGCACAUAUAGACAAACAACCAUUCACACUCGCAUUCAUACCCAUUGAAUUACCAUUUGGAGAUGCACAUUAAUGCACAUUAUUCUAAAAUUAAAAAGACAUUACAUGUCAGCCUUUUUACAAUAUUUCCCAAACAGAAAUGACCUAUUUUUGGAAAGAAAAAUACUUUUAUCCUCUCUGCUCUCAUGUCUAUUUUUGUGACUGUCAUCUUUUUCUCGCCUCCCGUGUUUGUUUUGCACCUGAGGCGUGUUUGUGUGUCUGCUUCAUGGUUGCCACAUCUGCUCUCUUGCUCCCAUACACAAUAUGGAGUUCCUUUUCGUUAGGGGCGGGGUUUUAUUUAUUAGUAAAGGACCACAGUUGGUCUUAGUCUCUGUUGGACAAUCUCUGUGACCUCCUCGCACAUACCAAAAACAUGCAUGUUGAGUCAAAUUGGUGACUAAACAUACAUAGGUAUGAAUGUGAGAGUGUCUAUAUGUGCCAUGUGAUUUACUGGAGACCAAUCCAGGGUGCCCAAAGUUGGCUGGGAUUUGCACCAGCAUUUUUCCCCAGCAUAGAAGAUAGAUAGAUGGACAAAACAAUGAAACCAAAAUUAGGUUGCAAAAAGUUGAGUGUGACAGUUGAGAAUGUAAUAUAUAUAGUCACAUUUAUACUCUUUUUUUUUUAAUUUUUAUUUUUUAUUUAUUUUUUUUAUUUACAACAUAUUACGCAACUGCAGGGUCUUGAGACACAUGCUAACUCGCAAACUAGAGAGCUAGCGACCUAAACAGGUAGCCUUCAAGUUAUUUCCUUUAAACUUAAAUAGCCAAAAACUUACCACUUCCACACGGAUAGGGAGGAUAACUAUUAACAGUAUAUAUAUUUUUUUCUGGGUAUAUGAUACCAUACAGCAUUCAUAUCAAACUUGCGCUGUGACGCACUAACAUUAAACUUUCAUAUCAAGGCUGGGGGCCUCAAACUAGUGUCCUGCGGGCCACAUUUGGCCCGCGGGCCGCGUGUUUGAGACCCCCUGGAUUAUGGUAUGCACUCAAUUGUAAUCUGAUGCAUGUUCAAAUGAAAUUAAACCAUUACUAUUACCAUAUUUUGUGUGUUUUAACGGAUUUGGAUACAAGCACUGACACCAUUAUGAGAAUAAAGACUCUUUAUUGGAUGUUUUUAUGGUAUGUGAAAAAUGUUUCAAUUUCCUCUUGAACACAUUCCUUUUGUAAACCUUUCAUCUCUUAGCUACAACGUGUUGUGCAGAGAAUAUACAAUAUUAGUAUUCUAUUUUUUUUUUAGGUUUUUGUAGUUGCUAUUGUGUUUUCAUUCACAUUUGCAAGCAUUUCAGUGAAGAAGAAGAAGAAGAAGAAGGUUUAUGAAGCAGCUCAUGCUGAUGAUGCUGAUGGGACUCCCAGACUGAGCAGAUGGAAUUGUGGGAAAAGAUGAGAUGUGAGACGGGUACUUCAUCAGCUGCAGUGUGUGUGUGUGUGUGUGUGUGUGUGUGUGGCUCCCUCCCUCCCUCCCCCUCCCCACAUCUCUGCUCCUCAGGGCGGCUACACAGCAGGCUGUCUCGGCUCCGUAGCAGCUCGGGCUGCUUUAUCUCAUAUAGCGGAUCGACUCCCAACGCCGACCCGCUGCUGACUGCCUGCCUCCCUGCCCUCCCUCCCACCUCCAACGGAGAAGUGGGAUCUUGUCUUUAUUAUCUUUUCUACAGAUCUUUUGUCUGCAGACGGCAGGCUGGCGUGAUGCUCCGCAGAUGUUCCGGCCUGAGUGACGCAACUCAUAGUGGGAUGCAGAACCCCUCCCUUCCAAGUGUAUAGACAACAGGAAGCAGAUUGGCAAAGGGAUUAAAGCACAUUAUGGAUGCCGCACCAUUGGUUGUCUAUGGAGGUCACUAGCUACAGCUUUGCUGCCAUGGAUGAAGAGGAAGAGAAUAUCAUUGAGUCUUACAUGGUGCCUGACUCCGCCCACUUCCGUCUUCCCGACUCCCUGUACCGACAACGAAGCAACAUGUCAUGUGUUUACAUCCGCCAGCAAGACGACAUCUAACCCACGAAGCAACCAUGGCCAGACAUGACACCCCGCACUUCCUCCACGGCUUUGACCUCAGCGCCCACUUUGUUGACCUCCGACCCCUCGGCGUCGGAGGCACCGGGUUGGUCCUGUCGGCCGUAGACCAGCGUACGGGACGACGCGUGGCCAUUAAGAAGUUACUGAUGCGGGAUGCUGUGACGGUGAAGCACGCCUUGAGGGAGGUCAAAAUCAUCCGCCGACUCCGCCAUGAGAAUGUAGUCCAAGUCCAUGAGGUCCUGUCCCCCUAUGGAAGACCCCCGACAAAGGAUCCGGCCCAGCUUGGAGCCCUGUAUGUGAUCCAGGAGUGCAUGGAGACGGAUUUGGCUCGGUUGCUGGAGCAAGGAGCACUAUCUACAGGCCACGCCACUCUGCUGUUCUACCAGCUGCUGAGGGGACUCAAGUUCAUCCACUCGUCCAACGUGUUGCACAGAGACCUGAAGCCUGCCAACAUAUUCAUCAACACCGACCAACUGCUGCUCAAGAUCGGAGACUUUGGCCUGGCCAGGAUAGUCGACCCUCACUAUUCUCACAAGGGCUAUCUGUCCGAGGGUGUGGUCACUAAGUGGUACUGUUCCCCUCGUCUGCUGCUGUCCCCCAACAACUACACAAAGGCGAUAGACAUGUGGGCCGCAGGAUGCAUCCUGGCAGAAAUGCUCACAGGAUGCAUGCUCUUUGCAGGUGCUCAUGAGUUGGAGCAGAUGCAGCUCAUCCUUGACACGGUGCCGGUGAUCCGAGACGAGGACAGGCAGGAUCUGUUACAGGUAAUGCCUUCAUAUAUUAAUCAUGGCUGGAACGUCAGGAAGCCCUUCUCUCAGCUGCUUCCUGAAGUGGAUGCUGAAGCUGUGGACUUCCUGGAACAAAUCCUGACCUUCAACCCCAUGGAUCGCUUAACAGCCGAGGCGGCGUUGUCCCAUCCCUUCCUGCGUUUGUAUUCCUGUCCGGAUGACGAGCCCGUAUCGUCGCAUCCCUUCCAUAUCGAGGAUGAGCUGGAGGACAGCAUCAUCAUGGAGCAGAGCCUCAGCAACAGCCUCAGUCGGGCCUCCAGCAUCCACCACUGGGACGGCUUAUCAACAGACGUGUGCUGGCAGCAGUCAGGGGGGAAGUGUCGAUGCAUGCCCUCUGGUGGUCACAUGAUCUCUGAUAUGGAAGACACCACAGAGGAAGAGGAGGUCCAAAGAGACCCCAGAGCCAGCUGUGCCUCAUUUUUAGAGGAGGCCCAGGUGGACCCACGUAAAUAUUCCCACAGCAGCUCUGCUGAACGCUUCCUGGAACAUUCCCACUCCUCUCUGGACCGGGCCUGUGGUUUGAGCUUCGGGGACUUGGACUGCGGCCGUUCGUGCGACUACAAAGUGGGCUCGCCAUCCUACCUGGACAGAAUCGCUUGGAGAGAGGGCAAGCCUCAGCACUACUCGGAGCCGAGGCUGAUUCUGGAUCUGUCUCACUGGAAGCGCAACACCACCAGCAACCCCCCCGUGUCCAUCCAGCCCAUCGGGGGCAGCGUGGAGGACGUGAGGGAGAUCGUGCAAACCGAAACGGGGGAUUUAUUCCAGGAGAUCUCCCACUGGGUUGAGAGCACCCAGUCCCGUCUGUACUCACCUAGUCCACCUUUGGAACCACAAUCACCCUCCUGCUACACCUCCUCACCGCCUCUCCCUCUCUCCCCUACUGACCUCCAGACUCCGGUCUUCCACUACUCAGAACUUGAACCACAGCCUUUCCCGUGCGACUACGACGAGGACAGACUCAGCCCCUUUCCGCCCGUCACUCCCACUUCUCCUCUACCUCACAGCGAGUCCCCUGCUUCGUCUCCUCUGUUUCCUCCCUCUCAGCCGGAGCCUCUCUCCUCCUCAUCCUCCUCCAUGGCUCAAUCCAGGGAGUCACUCCCCGUCAAGCAGAAGGAGCGUCUAUUCGACUUGGAUGUGUUUAUCUCCCGUGCUUUGAAACUGUGCCGGCAGAAUAAGGAGAAAGGAGAUGGGAAAGGAUGGAGGGAGGAGAGCAAAAACUGCAGGGUCUCCAGACCUCCUGAGCACAGGACGCCGCCACCACAGACCUGAAGUCCACUAAACAAAAAAAAUGAGAUUUUGAGUAUUUUCAUUCUCAAUAUAUGGCUUGGUUUUAAGGCUAAGUAUAUCAAACUGGGCCAUAAUUUGAUUUUAAUUAUUAUUUUUGCUUACAUUUUUUUACCUUCUGGGCUUGUUUGGUCCCACUGACUCAUUAUAAUAAUUUUGCCAUGAGUACCUCACAGGUUCUCAUGAUAAAAAUGUACAAUUUGAUCUGGUGAAAGUGGGAAAUUUUUUAUCUUUUUAAUCACACUUUUAAUGAGAGGGACUGUUUUGGGACCUAAAAGGGUUUUUUGGGCGUGAACUAUAUAGGAACCAAAACCAGAUCUUGUGUCAGGUUGGAAAUGAGCUCAUUAUAAUGUCUCAUUAUAAUGUCCUGGUUGUUCAGCGGAGUUACAGGUUUUUCAUUUGAAUGCAAAAAUAGAUUUAAAACUCAAAUUUAAUAUUAAUUUACAGUUUUACUUUUGUAAAAAAAAAAAAAAAAGUUGCAAACCAAACCACCCUUAAACCUGUACCUUGUUGGCCUUGGGGAAAUACUACAAGGAGUUACAAUGGAGUCCACCGAUAUGCCCCAUGUGGUACUGCAACCAAUACUUGCGACUGUUUACUCACUUGUAGCUGAGGCAACGCUGCGUUGGAUACCACACAAACGGGAUCAGUUUUGUAUACAAGAUCCUUAUUUUACCAAAUGUCUUCCACACACAGGAAGUUCCUAUGAAUGUACUGAAUGAGGAAUACCAUAUAUACUGUAUGUACUGGACAAAAACACAGCAUAUAGUCAUCGUUUCAGACCCGACCGUGGUAAGUGAAUUGCCGCAAUGUAGGAAUCAAUGUUAAUAAAUUUAACAUUUUUGUAGUUGGAGCAUAAAAAAAACAUGUUUGUGAUUUUCUAAACAAAAUAAGAAAUCCAAAAAUUACCACUUCCACAUGGAAUAGGAGGUUCAUGUCUGUAAGUGAAUUGCUGCAAUGUAGGAAUCAAUGUUAAUAAAUUGAACAUUUUUGUAGUUGGAGCAUAAAAAAACAUGUUUGUGAUUUUCUUAACAAAAUAAGAAAUCCAAAAAUUACCACUUCCACAUGGAAUAGGAGGUUCAUGUCUGUAAGUGAAUUGCUGCAAUGUAGGAAUCAAUGUUAAUAAAUUUAACAUUUUUGUAGUUGGAGCAUAAAAAAACAUGUUUGUGAUUUUCUUAACAAAAUAAGAAAUCCAAAAAUUACCACUUCCACAUGGAAUAGGAGGUUCAUGUCUGGCAUGACUGACUGACUCCUUGAGUGUAACAGUAAUCUCACGUCUCAUCAAUGUUUUGUGUCAUUACUGACACCUAGUGGCCAGAAUACUACAUAUCACUUGUAUUUCACUCAUUUUUUGAAAAAACGCUAUCCAGCGAGGGACGACUGUACCGCAUUGUGAUGCUGCAACAUGCCUUGUAAACUUGUAUAUAAUGUAUAUUUACUCCGACUGUUCUUUGUGUGUUCAAAGUGGUCUUAAGUUGAAGCACAUUUUAUGCUAAUUUGCAGUGUUUUUAUUGUUUUUAACGUGCUAUGCUGUAUUUCCGGUACACAAACCGAUACUACACACAUUAUCAUUUUAAUUUGAAACAGUCCUUUACACUUUUUUAAAUAAUAACUUGCAUUUGCUGCCAAGAUAACAAUAUGAAUUAUUAUUUUCUGUAACUUUUGGUCUUCAAAACAAUCAUAUUCAAUGAAGCUGCCGUAAAAAUGAACAUUUUUUAGAAUUAAAGAGCACAUUUCCUGUACUCUAUGCUUUUCCACUAAGACAGCAAUAACUUCUCUGACAAAUGACACAAAUUUACAUAUGUUGUUAUAGUUUUGGUUGAAUGAAGCGAUGCAGAUAAUGUGCCUCUCUACACCUCAAUGCUUCCCGGCUUGCAUUUGAAUGUAACAUAACCUCUUAACACCUUUCUGCAUGCUUUGACUCUAAUGCAAAUUGCUUACAAUAACUUUAUAACACUUGACUAUCUGUCAACGUCAUUUCUUGCAGGCUUUUUUCUACUUUGGGGGAAAGCGGUGAGAUUUUUAAUGAAAUGCUAAUAUGUGAUGGUAUCUAUUUUGCACCUUUUUGUUGAAAGAAAUAAAAUA
Doryrhamphus excisus (bluestripe pipefish) is the source of this 6745-nucleotide messenger RNA. The record is from RefSeq and is a predicted model, not a curated record. NCBI's taxonomy places the organism in Eukaryota, Metazoa, Chordata, Actinopteri, Syngnathiformes, Syngnathidae.